Molecule: messenger RNA, 1359 nt
Organism: Miscanthus lutarioriparius
Lineage: Eukaryota; Viridiplantae; Streptophyta; Magnoliopsida; Poales; Poaceae
Source: the annotation of a GenBank genome assembly
AUGGCGGCGCCGGCGCCGGCGCCGAUGCAGCUCAAGGUGCGUGUUCCGGAGAACGAGGAGGUCGCUCGCUGCCUCCACGAGAAGCGGCUGUCGAUGAGGGAGCAGCCGGCCGGUUUCAAGGAGCACCUGGACCGCACGUUCGCCAAAGCCUACCGCAAUGUGUGCGCCGCCAGUGAGCCCAUCCGGACUCUGAAGGAGUUCUCCAAGAUCAAUGGUGUGGGACCAUGGCUAAUACGUUGUAUGAAAGGCUUCUUUCCAGAGUCCAAACAGGAUUCUCCAACGAAAGGAAAGAAAACAAGAGUACCAAAGUGCCCUAAGCCAAAGAAGAACACUGCUGCUGCUGCUUCUCUUGGCAAGGGACUUCCUCCUAACUUAAAUUGUCAGAAUGUUCAGUUUACUCCUCCAUUUUCAUCCCAAGGAACAUUGGACCUGCAAUCAUCUGGUGAAACGGGUUCGGACUUCAAUAUGCUAGACAAGGAUGUUGUAUCAAUGGACAGUUGUAUACUGGCUAUGCCACCUCGUCAAUCAGGUGAAGAGUUUCUUGAAGCUUACCAGGUUGUUCUGAUAUUGGAUGAUCGUGAGAAUUUCGGGUAUUCCUCAAGAAAAGUUGCUUCAAAAAAGGUUGCUGAUAACAUUGCUUCGCAGUUUAACGUACCUGUAGAGGUUAAACGUUUGCCUGUAGGUGAUGGCAUUUGGAUCGCUCGUCAUAAAAAGUUUCUGACAGAGUAUGUUCUAGAUUUCAUUGUUGAAAGGAAAAAUGUUGCAGAUUUAGGUAGCUCAAUUAGAGAUAAUCGAUACAAAGAUCAGAAAACAAGGCUGCAGAAAUGCGGGUUAAAGAAGCUCAUAUAUCUUGUUGAAGGUAAUCCAAACACUUCAAAAGGAUCAGCAGCAAGCAUCAAAACAGCUUGCUUCACCACUGAGAUUUUUGAAGGAUUUGAUGUUAUCCGUACCAGUGGGUAUACUGAUACCAUGAGAACAUAUGGUUAUCUUACACUCUCAAUAAUUGAUUACUACAGCACGAAUUUCCACAGUCUUGCUAAAAGUGAGUGUAUAUGCCCAACCUAUGAUGAGUUUGAGAGACAAUGUCGUUGCCUUCAGAAGAAAACAGUGAGCCAAAUAUUUGCUCUGCAACUUAUGCAGGUGCCACAAGUAACAGAGAAAGUUGCAUUAACUGUUAUAGAGUUCUAUCCAACUCUUUUCUCACUCGCAAGGGCGUACUCCAUGCUUGAAGGUGAUAUCCAUGCCCAAGAGGAGAUGUUGAAGAACAAGAGCAAGAUGAUAAAUGCAGGGGCUAGUAGAAACAUCUUCAAGCUUGUCUGGGGUGAUGGAUGUCAAUCUUCAGGGCUCAGUUUGGACUAA